AUGGACGUUGAAGAACUUGCAAUAGUAGCGGCGCUACUAAUUAUAAAAAGAAAGACAAAUAAAAAAAAAUCAAAAGAGUAUUGGGUGCAUCCUUUGUUAGAAGAACGGAGGUCAAAGGGAAUGUUUAAAAUAUUUUAUGAAGACGUUAGAAAAUAUCCUCGUAAAUUUUUUAAUUAUGCAAGAAUGUCUGUGAGUUCGUUUGAUGUCUUAUUUUGUCUUCUAAAACCACAUAUAACUGGCAUAGAUACAAAUAUGCGACCAUGUAUUUCUCCGGAAGAAAAACUUUUUAUAACACUAAGAUAUCUUGGAAGCGGUUGUAAAUUUGUAGAUUUACAUUACUCAUACAGACUUGGGAUUUCAACUAUAUCUGAAAUAAUAAGAGAAGUUUGUCAUUUUAUAUGGGUUGUACUAAAAGACAUGUGUUUACCGCAACCGACAAAAGAAAAUUGGUUAAAAAUCGCAAAAGAUUUUCAUUUACGGGCCAAUUUUCCAAAUUGCAUAGGUGCCGUAGAUGGUAAGCAUGUAAGAAUUAUAAAACCAUACAACAGUGGAUCAUUGUGUUAUAAUUACAAACACUUCUUUUCUGUAAUUUUGCUUGCCAUUUGUGACUCUGACUAUAAGUUCAUAUACAUAGACGUUGGUUCCUAUGGAAAGGAUUGCGAUUCAACUAUAUUUACAAAUUCAACGUUUUAUCAAAAGCUAAUGAACAAUGAUUUGCAAAUACCCGAACCUAAGCCCAUUUCAUCGACAAACCCUAUACCAGUACCGUUUGUUAUUGUGGGUGACGAAGCAUUUGGACAAACUGACAAAAUUAUGCGACCGUUCGGUGGAUCAAAUUUAACAACAAAGAAAAAAAUAUUUAAUUAUAGGCUUUCUCGUGCACGACGCCAUAUUGAAUGUUCAUUCGGCAUAUUAGCAAACAAGUGGCAGAUUUUUCACAGACCUAUCAACGUGAAUUUAGAUCUAGUAUCAUGCAUCAUCAAAACAUGUUGCGCUCUUCACAACUAUGUCCGAGAAAGAGACGGAUAUAAAUUUGAAGAUACCCUGAGCAUUCCUGGCUUUGAAGAAGUCCCAAACGGUUUCCAAAGAGCUACGCGACGUGGUGCAUCAUACAGAGAUGUAUUUGCUGAUUACUUUACAACUGAGGGUCAAUUAUCUUGGCAGAUGAGCAGUAUUAAUUAA
Messenger RNA from Parnassius mnemosyne (clouded apollo), 1182 nucleotides. Lineage: Eukaryota; Metazoa; Arthropoda; Insecta; Lepidoptera; Papilionidae. The record is from the annotation of a GenBank genome assembly.